Messenger RNA from Penicilliopsis zonata CBS 506.65, 809 nucleotides. RefSeq lists its product as hypothetical. The transcript is spliced from 3 exons. The record is from RefSeq and is a predicted model, not a curated record. NCBI's taxonomy places the organism in Eukaryota, Fungi, Ascomycota, Eurotiomycetes, Eurotiales, Aspergillaceae. The coding region runs from base 181 to 711 and encodes 176 amino acids.
AGGGAUUUCCUUACAGUAACGACAUGCGGAUAUAUUUAUCCGCUCUGAGAUCCCGUUCCUUCGGAAUGGGUAACUCAGAGCACGCUCCAGGUUGAGUCUGUCAUCAACCCCUAUCGCGCAUACGCAUUCUGCAACCGAGAGAGCUCAUAAUACGUCUCAAAUACGAAGCUUUGGCCCUUCAUGGACUUGAGUCUUCAAUUAGUUCGAUCCCAUAUGUUUCGCCGCGCUUCUCGACCCUUGACAUCCUUUCAUAUCACCGGAGGCGCACGAUUCGCGCGACAUUUUCAUCGAGUCACAACAGAUUUCAUCACCCAUGACGUGAAAGGACAUCUGAUUACUAACAAAGUGCCCGUUAUUAUUGGCAACCCGGGAGAGACUUAUGUUUUGAUUGAUCAAGGGGUCAGUAGUGCACUCCGUGCUGCCAGUCCCUGUACAGCUGCUUCUGCAGCAAGUGCUGAAGAUAGAUGUAAACUUACAUAUUUCCAUGAUUCGCAACACUUUGGGUUCAAAUCAUCCAGUUAUCCCCGCCUCUAUGUCCCAAGCCAGAUUCCUCACCCCACAAAGUCAAAUACAAGCCCUGCAACCUUGUAUCUGAGCGGAAAGAUGUACGAGAUAGUUCUAGAUGGAACAGAUGAUGCAAAUUUUGCCGAGAAGGCAAGUGUUACUGGACGGAGCCUGGCCAGCGUACUCCACCAACUGAAGGAUAUGUGAUUUCAGGGCUGUUUUUCUCUGUAGCAAUAGCAGGAAUUGUUUAAUAUAUGACUGUGAAGAGGGAUUGCGACUGUACGACAAGAACCCAGAGAAAGGGU